GUAUGAUUCUGGAGGCGGAUCGAUGGAUGGGGAGAAUACUGUAACUAUUUAUAACUGGUACUUUUCCCCCCCCGCAUCGGCCCAACAGGGGUGGGAGAGGAGGCCAGAAAUGGGCAGGCUGCCCGCUCAGUGGGCGGGGAGUCUUCAAGAUUUUAUUAUUCCAUUUUAUCUAUUUGAUUUUCUUCCUAGUCUACUCCUCCUACCUACUUGUGGUGCUUUACCGAGAUUCGCCUGCUCGAUCGCCCCUUUUCACAACUCAUACUCGAUAGAGAUAUAGGUGUAUAGACAUGCCGCUCCGGGAUCUUGAGUAUUUAGAUUUUUUCAACUUCGACGACGACGAAGACCCCCGCGACGAAACCGCCGAGUUCCCCUCUUCUAUCGAUCCCAGGAUCCUAGGAACUACAAGCAUCUCGACGACCAGCACACCAUUGCCAAGCGCAGACCCUUCAUUCAACUUGCUCGGGACCAAUCAUCUCGGCGAAGAUGCGCCCUUUGCGCAAUCCAUGUUGGGUCUAGACGAUCCCCUCCCACUCCAGGCGCCCUCUCCGAACACGAUGGACGUCAGCUUCGACGACUUCUUCCGAGACAAUGGAGCCUACCGCGCUCCCACACCGUGCGCCUACUGCAGCCGCCUGCGGCUGCAGUGCCUCAUCCUGCAGACCACGUCGGUCAACCCGAACCCCGUCCGGUCGUGCGCCAGCUGCGUCGCCCUCUUCCGGCAAUGCAGUCUCGCUGAGCGGGGCAAGCGGCUGCCGGCCGCCUUCGAGACCGCCGAACCCGUCGUCGCGAACCUGCACGGUGUGAGGGAGGAGGAAGCGGAGGCGCCGGCGCUACCCGCGGGCAGCGACUCGGCGGCGCAAGCCUCGCGCGCGGCGCUGCCGUCGCCGGCUGCGAAGAAACCCCGGUCGCGCUCCGUGCGCAAGACGCAGGCGCUGCGGACCUGGUUUGCGUGCCACCUGGACCACCCGUACCCGUCGGAGGAGGAGAAGGCAGCGCUGACACGGCAGUCGGGGCUGAGCCGGACGCAGGUGGCGGACUGGUUCUCGAACGCGCGGCGGCGGAACCGCAUGGCGCGGUCGACGGACCGGCGCGUCUUCCCGCGGGGGUCGCCCAUGCCGACGCCGCCGAAGCCGCUGCUGGGCGGCAUGACGCCGCUCGAGCGCUGGCGCCGGUCCCCGCCCGACCAGGAGCCCGUCUCGACGUCCGCCCUCGAGCGCGCCCUCGGCCUGCCCGUCGGCCGGUUCGCCGCCGCCCCGCGCAGCUUCGACCGCGCCUGCGCCGACGCCGACGCCGACGCGCCGCCCUCGUCCAGCAGCGGCGCCGGCUCCGCCCGCGACCUCCGCUUCGACUCCCCCCUGCAGUACCCCUCCUCCGACUCCGCGUCCUCCUGCCACACGUACUCCUCCGCCUCGGAGCGGUCCUUCUUCUCCGCCACGUCGGCGCGCGCCCACCCUCUGAGCGGCCGCGACGCCCCCCAGCGUCCCGCGGCGCCGCCCUCCGCCGCAGCAUCGGGCGCAGGCGCAGGCGCACGCGGCCGCCGCGGCUUCCCGUGCACCUUCUGCGCGCGCGUGUUCGCGAAGAAGUACGACUGGCGCCGGCACGAGCGGUCGGUGCACCAGGUGGUGGCGGCGGAAGGGGGCGAGGCGGCGCCGCGGCCGCCGCAGUGGGUGUGUCGCGGCGCGCCGCUGGCGCGGGGCCAGGCGGCUACGAUGUGGCGGCUGGGGCGGCGCGAGCCCGAAUGCGUGUUCUGCGGCCGCGAGGCGCCGCCGCCGGACCACGUCUCGGCCCACCACGAGUUCGAGGCCUGCGCCGCCGAGCCGCGCUCCUUCGCCCGCAAGGACCACCUCUGGCAGCACCUGUACAAGUUCCACGGCUGCCGCAAGUGGGACGGCUGGAAGCCCGACCUGGACAUGCUGCGGCAGGACUAGGGGAGGGGCGGGAAGGGGGGUGCGAUGAUGCCGUUCGGAGCACUCUACGGACAGGAGAAGACUGUAGGGGCCGCCUGAGCUAGCUCUAAUGAGCACACGGGGCAUGUUCUUUUAAUUCUGCGUGUUUCUUCCUAUAUACCCUCUUAGAUAUAUCUGUGAUACCAUACAUUAAGGCCACAUGAUAUUUGCGAACAUCCUAUACCUACGUGUGUAUGCCGUGAUCCGCCAGGUGGUGUUUUCCCAUGCCACUCAAUACUCUUUGCAGGCUUCGAGAGUGGGAACGCUUUCAACCCCAUCGUCCACUGUUCUCACAGAUCCAUGCCCUUAACUGUUC
Molecule: messenger RNA, 2262 nt
Organism: Durotheca rogersii
Lineage: Eukaryota; Fungi; Ascomycota; Sordariomycetes; Xylariales; Xylariaceae
Exons: 1
Coding region: 288-1928 (546 amino acids)
Biological process (GO): regulation of DNA-templated transcription
Molecular function (GO): DNA binding
Source: RefSeq, a predicted model, not a curated record